Theileria equi strain WA is the source of this 354-nucleotide messenger RNA. Its product is annotated as signal peptide containing protein. The coding region runs from base 1 to 354 and encodes 117 amino acids. Lineage: Eukaryota; Apicomplexa; Aconoidasida; Piroplasmida; Theileriidae. The transcript has a single exon. The record is from RefSeq and is a predicted model, not a curated record.
AUGAAGGUUCUAGCAGUGCUAUGGACGAUAUGUUUGGUAAAGUUAUGCAAUGCAGGAUGCUUUGGCGGUAAACGCAAAACGGAUAAAAAGGAUAUAGUGAUUAUUGCAGUGGAUCAGCCCCUUGAACUUCCUCCACCAACAGAGCCAAAAACACUGGACCUUGCUUGUCUUAAGGAUCCCCGCUACAAGACGGUAGAUGUAAACAUUGAUGGAGUUCCUGCAAGGGUUUACAUUUUUAGUCCAAAAGAAGACAUUAAGAAGGUCAGAACAAUGAGAAAGACGUAUGGGAGGCAUUUAGGAUCGUUGGAGGUGAUAUUGAAAAAGUUACUUCAGGGAUCUGCAAUUAUUGUAUAA